GUUCCGGGGCAGCGGCUGCUGGUGGCGUUGUGACGGGGAAGCGGAGCGGUCUCGGUUUUGUUCGGCAGUGCGCACGCGUCCGCGUCUCCUUCCGCGCGGCGCCUGAGGGCUGAGAGCGAGACGGCCGCGCUCGGCGGCAGCAGCAGCCCGCGCGGAGCCACCCCCUCGGCCCGGCUUGGCUCGGCGGGAUGUUCAAGAACACGUUCCAGAGCGGCUUCCUGUCCAUCCUCUACAGUAUCGGGAGCAAACCGCUGCAGAUCUGGGACAAGAAGGUGCGCAAUGGUCACAUUAAGAGAAUCACGGAUAAUGAUAUCCAGUCACUGGUGCUGGAGAUUGAAGGAACCAAUGUCAGUACCACGUAUAUCACGUGUCCUGCUGACCCAAAGAAAACGCUGGGAAUCAAGUUGCCCUUUCUGGUGAUGAUAAUCAAGAACCUGAAGAAGUACUUCACAUUUGAAGUACAGGUGCUGGAUGAUAAAAAUGUGCGCCGGCGAUUCCGUGCCAGCAACUACCAGAGCACAACCCGUGUGAAGCCCUUCAUCUGCACCAUGCCCAUGCGGCUGGAUGAUGGCUGGAAUCAGAUUCAGUUCAACCUGUCCGACUUCACUCGCCGAGCGUACGGCACCAACUACAUUGAGACCCUGAGAGUGCAGAUCCAUGCAAACUGUCGCAUCCGCAGAAUUUACUUCUCAGACAGGCUGUACUCAGAGGAUGAGCUUCCAGCUGAGUUCAAGUUGUACAUCCCUGUCCAAAACAAGGCCAAGCAAUGAUGGUACUUUUCUGGGAAGCCAUCGAAGAGAUGGACUCUGAAGACGGGUGGAACUUUUUUUAUUAUACAACAUUUAGGUGUUGAUUUGCAUAGAAUAACUGUUAUUUAAUAAAGCUAUUAUCUCUAACUCUGGGGCAGGACACCGCUAACCAUGUCAUUGUUGGACGUGAGGAACGACACUCCUGAUCAGGCUUUUGGUUUAAAGCCAGCCCCUGUGGACGUGCAGGACCUGACCUGUGAGGCCACCAUCCUGUGACCUAUUCGGAUGCCAACAGCUUCCUCUAUAUUUUUUAUUUUGCUCUUCCUGUGUCGUUUGGUAUCUGCUAUACAUGUGUGUGGCCUGCUCUCCCUCCAGAAGCAAUUAUUAAAUAUUUGAUUCUCUUUGUAA
This is a messenger RNA of Sphaerodactylus townsendi, 1157 nucleotides long. RefSeq names its product cilia and flagella associated protein 20 (gene CFAP20). The record is from RefSeq and is a predicted model, not a curated record. Gene Ontology annotation, biological process: positive regulation of cell motility; cilium assembly; regulation of cilium beat frequency involved in ciliary motility. Gene Ontology annotation, cellular component: ciliary basal body; motile cilium. Bases 189 to 770 code for a protein of 193 amino acids. The transcript is spliced from 6 exons. Lineage: Eukaryota; Metazoa; Chordata; Lepidosauria; Squamata; Sphaerodactylidae.